Messenger RNA from Dromaius novaehollandiae (emu), 1104 nucleotides. RefSeq names its product methyltransferase 21A, HSPA lysine (gene METTL21A). Gene Ontology annotation, biological process: peptidyl-lysine methylation. Lineage: Eukaryota; Metazoa; Chordata; Aves; Casuariiformes; Dromaiidae. Gene Ontology annotation, cellular component: cytosol; cytoplasm. The transcript is spliced from 5 exons. Gene Ontology annotation, molecular function: protein-lysine N-methyltransferase activity. The record is from RefSeq and is a predicted model, not a curated record. The coding region runs from base 144 to 803 and encodes 219 amino acids.
GCCUCCCGCUGCCGCCGCCUGGUCAUCGAGCGAGACAAGAACGGACCUGAAUCAACGUUUCUUUUAUUUUAACUCGUUCCUGCUUACCCGAAAACGAGCUGUUUUCCUCCAGUCUGCCUGCCGGGGCGAGGCGAGGGGCGGCCAUGGCGCUGGUGCCCUACGGCGGCGGCGGCGGCAGCGGGGCGCUGCGCGGCCUGCACAGCCCCACCGCCGCCUUCCGCUUCGCCGGCCGCCCCAUCCGCAUCGAGCAGAGCUGGGCGCAGCUGGGCGUCGCGGCCGUCGUCUGGGACGCGGCCGUGGUGCUGUGCACUUACCUGGAGACGGGAGGCGUCGAUCUCCGAGAUCGGGCUGUCAUCGAGCUGGGAGCCGGGACCGGCCUGCUGGGGAUAGUGGCCACCUUACUGGGUGCUCGCGUUACCAUCACGGACCGGGCGGCAGCGCUGGCGCUCCUGGAGUCGAACGUCCGGGCUAACCUACCCGCCGAGCUGCAGCCGCGGGCUGCCGUGCAGGAGCUCACCUGGGGACAGGACCUGGGUCGCUUCCCUCCGGGGGCCUUCGACUUCAUCCUGGGCUCGGACAUCGUCUAUCUGGAAGAAACUUUUGCGGAUCUGCUGCAGACGCUGGAGCACCUGUGCGCGGAGCACACCGUCAUCCUGCUCUCCUGCCGUAUUCGCUAUGAGCGGGACCUCGGCUUCCUGGAGAUGCUGAGGGGCCGCUUCUCCGUACAGGAGGUCCACUAUGAUCCCAGUAAGGACGUACACAUAUACCAAGCACAGAGGGGUGGCCGCAAGGACGAAAUCUGACUCUCUGCUUUGUUAGUAAACCAUCGAUGCUGUUCAAUCCUCCCCUUGUUUCUACCAACUACGUUUGUUCCUAAGCAUAAAAUUGCAAAGACUGUAUUUUUGCACUGGCUCGUUGUCCGAUGUGGCAAGGAUUGGGCACGCUAGUGUUCUGCAUAUUGAUCCUCUGCUUAAUUCCUCAGUAUGAGAUGUAUAAAGUCUUCCACUGACCUGUUACCAAAUGUCAUUUCUUGAAGCUGAUUUAAGUUGUAGAAAUCUCUGUGCAUGAAAAACAUUAUUAAAAGAUCCGUUGUUUAAAAUCAAA